AUGCAUCGUGAGCGGAACUCAACUAAAAGUAAUGUUAAUGAUCACAAUGAUGAUUUAAGUAAUAUUUAUUCAUCACAUCCGCGUUUACUUUUACAAAAAACAUCAGAUUAUAGUAGUGGUAACCGACAACAUCAAAGUUUACCUCAAAAAUCAAUAAAUCCGUAUAGUGAUUUACCAUUAUUAAGUCGUCUACGUGCUUCAAAGUCAUUAUCUCAUAGUACAAAUGUAGAUGCAUCUUAUGACACCGAUGGAGCACUGACAAGAUCUAGAAAUAUAUCAAAACAUCAUCGUGAUAGUAGUAAUAAUUAUGAAUUUUUGGCAUCACCAAGACUGUCUGUACGAUCAUCAAUGAAGGAAUCGUCAAAACAAGUGUCAGUUGUUCCCCUUCAACAUCGAUUAUCAGACAAAGUUCGUCUUACUGCUCAUGCAUCCCUUCCUAACACACAAAAUGAUGAUGAUGAUAGAGAUGGAGCUUUAAACUAUGACAAUGAUAGACGCCGUCGACAUAUUCGUCUUAGUCGUCGUGUUCAUCACUCAUCUAUUCCUAGUGGAUAUCAUGGAGCAAAUGGUAGACCGCUUGCUGCUACACCUUCAGUGAGACCAUUAAGAAUCAUUUUUGUUCGUCAUGGUGAACGAGCCAAUCAAGCACUUGGUUCAAAUUGGUUUAAUAAAGCUUUUCGUACACGUACAUAUAAAUCUUACGAUCCAAAUUUGCCAAUUAUUUUGCCCAAAAGACGUUUUAAUCAAGCGUAUGAAUUUGAUGUACCAUUAACAGUUCGUGGUUUAAAAACUGCUCGUCUUACAGGACAUAUUCUAAUGAAUUAUAAUGUCGUAGUUGAUGUCUGUCUUUCAUCAACAGCUCUUCGUUGUAUACAAACAUGUGAACGUAUUCUAACAGGUAUGGAACGUCGUGAUCGUAUUCCAAUUCGUAUUGAACCUGGCCUAUUCGAAUGUCCUCAUUUUCAUCACAAACUAGUCGAUAGUUUUAUGACAAAAAAAGAAUUAAUUGCAAAUAGUUAUAAUAUCAAGCGUGAAUAUAAACCAAUAAUUCCAAAAGUAACUGCACCAGAAACAUUAGAUGAAUAUUUUGAAAGAAGUGCUACGGUUAUGCGUGGAAUUAUUAAUAGAUAUGGUAUGUAUGGUGGUACAAUACUUAUUGUUACACAUGCACCAGGUUUAUUAGCUUUGACCAAUGCAAUAAAAGGAUUAAAACCAAAUACGGAAACAUUUUAUCGUACUGUAUCAACAUACUCACCAUUAGCAAUGUGUCUUGCUGAAUAUGAUGGAUCAAAAUGGAACUAUUCGGAUCAACCGUUUAAUCCUAUUUCGAAUGGGCAAUAA
Molecule: messenger RNA, 1341 nt
Organism: Rotaria sp. Silwood2
Lineage: Eukaryota; Metazoa; Rotifera; Eurotatoria; Philodinida; Philodinidae
Source: the annotation of a GenBank genome assembly